GGCAACACCAACCAACACUCCGUCGGUUUAGAGAAGCUGUGGUAGGCUGUUAUCGGGCAGGACAUGCACAUGCAACCCACACAAAGCCUCUGAAGUUAUCAGAGAGGGAAUUUUGGAAGGUAAUUGGAAGAGGUAGCCUAUAGACGAGCAAGGAAAGAUGCACGUAGUGGGCAGGUGGUCGCGGUUCGGACUGUGUACCUGCUUCAUCUUUCUGAUUGUCACCGGGACGCAAUCCCAGAGGACAGAGGAGAGCGGCGUGUCGCUGCUUCAGCUGAUUGGCGACCCGCCCCCUGAUGAGAUCACCAGGAUCUAUGGCCCAGGUGGUGCCCCGGCAUAUGUGUUCGGCCCCGACGCUGCGGUGGGCCAACCCGCCUUGGCCCACUUCUCCAACCCCUUCUACCGCCACUUCUCGCUGCUCUUCCACGUGAUGCCCGACGCCGCCAAGCCCGCCGUGUUGUUCUCCAUCACAGACCAUUUCCAGAAGUUCAUGUAUGUGGGCGUGAAGCUAAGCACCGUGGAGAGGGGCAGGCAGAGGCUGCUGUUCUUCUACACCGAGCCUGACUCUGACGCCUCGUACCAGGCUGCCAGCUUCGACCUGCCCCCCCUGGUGGGCACCUGGACCCGGUUCUCACUGGCUGUUACUGACGACCAAGUGUCUUUCUACGCGGGCUGUGAUGCGACACCCCAGGUGGUGAAGUUUGAGCGCUCACCUGACGACAUGGAGCUGGACGGGAGGGCAGGCGUCUUUGUGGGUCAGGCUGGCGGGGCCGACCCUGACAGGUUCCUGGGAGCAAUAGCUGACCUGAAAGUUGUGGGGAACCCUUCAGCAGCUGAAAGACUCUGUGAAGACGACGACGAUUCUGACGCUGCCUCUGGAGACUAUGGUAGUGGAGCAGGAGAUGGAUCAAAGACUGACCAAACAAAGGUCUCUUCCUCAUCCCCCAAGCCUGUCCCAGAGCCCCCUCUGACAUCAUCAAAGGGAGCCAAGGUCACAGAGACAGCUGGCAGGAACCGUCAGCCUUCAGUAGGGUCCAGAACCCCCUCCCCAGGUCCCCAAGGCCCCUCUGGUGGGAGGGGGGAGAAGGGGGACAGAGGAGAGAAGGGAAGCAGAGGGGACCAGGGCUCCCCGGGGCCGAAGGGUGACUCAGGGACAAGUUUCAGCUCUGGAUCUGGCUCCUUAUUCAAGGGAGGAGGAGAACGAGGAGAGAAGGGAGACAGAGGCAUUAAGGGAGCCUCAGGGUUUGGAUACCCUGGAAACAAGGGUGAUCGUGGCUCCCCAGGUUCCCCCGGCCCCCCUGGGCCCCCUGGCCCAGCCGCCCAGGUAGUGAGGCUGGGGGAUGGGUCAGUGGUUCAGCCGAUACCCGGGCCCCAAGGGCCGAUGGGACCGCCAGGGGUGGAGGGAACACAAGGACCGCCUGGACCAGAGGGAGAAGCAGGUGACCCAGGAGAAGAUGGGAAAACAGGCCCAGCUGGACCGAGAGGUUUCCCAGGAACACCAGGAAUCCCUGGAAUCAAAGGACCCAAGGGAGAUCGUGGGGAGGGUCACCCAGGCCUCCGCGGGCCCCCCGGUCCACCUGGCCCCCCAGGACCCGCCACAGGAGAUCACCCUACGUUUGUGGACAUGGAAGGUUCUGGGUUACCUGAUCUGGAGAGGUUUAGGGGUUCUCCUGGUCUUCCUGGCCCCCCUGGCCCCCCAGGCGGACCGUGUUCAAGCACAGGUGCCCCGGGAACCAGUGGACAGGUUGCCUUUGGCCCCCCCGGUCCAUCGGGACAGGAUGGGGUCCCAGGGAGACCGGGUUCCCCAGGGCCACCAGGUAGACCAGGUGCUCCUGGACCAAGAGGAGAGAGGGGAGAGUCUGGUAUUGGCCUACCAGGGGCGGUGGGAGCGAAGCAAAGCUCCUACUCUACCAGCGACUUUUUCUCCGGUUUGGUGUCUUACUUUAGCCCCUCCUCAUCCUCCGGUGAUGGGUACCAGGGUUCUCAGGGCAGUUCUGGUGUGGAAGGUACCCCAGGGGUGGGGGGCCGAGCUGGGCUACCUGGACCUAUGGGGCCUGUUGGACCUCCAGGGCCCCCGGGACCCCCUGGACCACCUUACCGUGUGGGCACUCACAACAUGGAAGGUUCCAGUGUGGUCAGUGGUGCUCAAGGAGUGAUCGGAAUACCAGGACCCCAGGGUCCGCCUGGUGUUGCUGGUCUGCCGGGAAGACCUGGAUUCCCAGGGAUUUCAGGGGAGAAGGGAAGUGAAGGACCGAGAGGCCGGGAUGGGACUCCUGGAUUAGAUGGAUUCCCAGGAAAAUGGGGCGAAAAGGGAGAAAGAGGAGUGAAAGGGGAUGUGGGUUUGCCUGGACGGGCGGGAGGACCUCCCGGGCCCCCUGGCUCCCCUGGCCCCCCAGGAGAGAUCAUCUACAGAACCUCAGACAAUUACGAUGGAGUAUAUUCCAGUGGAGGACAGCAGGCUGGAGUUGGUGUCCCUGGUAGAGCAGGUUUCCCAGGGCCCGCGGGACCCAAGGGAGACAGAGGGGAGCCGGGACAGCCUGGCUAUGAUUCUAAGGGCCAGAAGGGGGAGCCUGGUGUAAUCCAGGACAGUAAUGGAAUACCCCGCUAUCUCGGGGGAACCGCAGGAGAACGGGGAGAGAGUGGCCCCUCUGGACCUGUAGGACCUCCUGGUUUGCCUGGUACUAAUGGACUAAAGGGAGAGAUAGGAAUUCCUGGUCGACCAGGUCGUCCGGGACUCAAUGGUGACAGGGGAGAGAAAGGCGACUCAGGUUCUGGUACAGGAUACGGUUACCCAGGUCUUCCUGGCCCCCCAGGUCCCCCUGGCCCCCCUGGCCCUGCUGUGUCUGCGGAGGGGAGGUAUGGUGAUAUUUCACAGUAUUAUCCGGUCUCUAAAGGAGACAAAGGAGACAGAGGACUUCCAGGAAUACCUGGGACACCAGGGCUUACCUCCAACUUUGACAUCUACACCUUCAAGAACGAAAUGAAGGGGGAGACAGGCAUGAAGGGGGAGAAGGGGGAGACAGGCGGGGGAGGGGGCUACUAUGACCCUCGCUAUGGCUACAGUGGAGGACAGGGAUCUCCAGGACCACCGGGCCCCAUGGGGGAGUCAGUCAUCGGGCCUCCAGGCCCCCAGGGCCCUCCAGGUGUCCCAGGGAGAGGCUAUGAAGGGCAGCCUGGGAUCCCUGGACUACCUGGACCCCCAGGUCCUCCAGGAUCAGCUCUGCCUGGGGCCUACAGACCCUUACAGACCAUUAGUAUCCCAGGUCCCCCAGGGCCUCCUGGCCCACCUGGGAACCCUGGCUCCACUAAUGGGGUGACAGUGCUGCGUUCGUAUGACACCAUGGCAGCCACGGCCAGAAGGCAGGCGGAAGGGACCCUGGUAUACGUUCUGGACCAGACCGAUCUCUACCUCAGGGUCAGGGACGGUGUCAGGCAAAUACAGCUUGGAGGCUACAUCCCUCUGCCCCCUGAUCAGGGUAACGAGGUAGCUGCUGUGGAGCCCCCCCCUGUGGUCCACUACGCCCCAGACCAGCCCCCACACUCUGGGACACACCCCUCCUACGGUGAACGGGCCACUGAGGGACCCCUCAGACAGGGAGAGGGCCAGUUCCCGGUGCUACCCGACCCACGGUACCACAACCCAGAAAACCCAGAGACAGGAUACCCAUCCCAACCAGACCCAAGGCACCCCUCCCAUGCAGACCCCAGGUACCCCUCCCCCACUGACCCACGCUAUCCUAGCUACUCGGACCGGUACCAUACGGACAGCAGGCAGCCAGCCCAACCUGCUCAGCCCGAAUCCCCCCACUACCCUCCACGCUACCCAGUGACACCCCCAAAGAGACGCCCCGAGCCCCAGACCCCCAUCCACGACCACACCGCUGGGCAGGCACUUCAUCUUAUUGCCCUAAAUGCCCCCCAAACGGGUACCAUGAGGGGCAUUCGUGGGGCAGACUUCCUGUGCUUCAACCAGGCACGGGCAAUAGGCAUGAAAGGAACGUUCCGGGCUUUCCUGUCAUCCAGAUUGCAGGACAUACACAGCAUUGUCCGUGUGUCGGACCGCGACCGCAUACCCAUUGUGAACCUCAAGGACGAGGUGCUGUUUGACAGCUGGGAGGCCAUCUUCAGUGAUGUGGGAGUGAAAGACAAUGUGCCCAUCUACUCCUUCGAUGGCAGGGACAUCCUCAAGGACAACGCCUGGCCUGAGAAGAUGCUGUGGCACGGCUCGACCAGCGGGGGUCGCCACCAGGUGGACAACUACUGCGAGGCGUGGCGCGUGGGCGAGCAGGCUCUGACGGGUAUGGCCUCCUCGCUGUGGGACGGCGGCCAUCUUCUCCAGCAGAGCCCCAGCAGCUGCGCCAGCUCCUACGCCGUGCUCUGCAUUGAGAAUAGCUACACCGGGCCCUCCAAGAGAUAGGCCUGGAACACGCACUCCACCACACACACACACACACGCGCACACUCACAGCGAGCAAGGAAAUAUAUACACACACACAAAGAGAGGCAGGUGUGCAUACACACACCGCCACACACGCAGAGGCAGGUGUACAUAUUGUACGUGCACUGACAAUCUCACAUACAAACCCCGCAAACAUUUCCAUUUCUCUGUCUGCUCAUUAGAAAUAGUUACUCCAUUGACAUGUCAAGGGCUAAAAUACAUGUACACACACAUUAACACUCAGUAUAUGGUGCUUUGUAAAUAGAGCAAUAGUUUCUUACAGUAUUCACCUCCACUUCCAUGUACUGUACUGUACACUUACUCACAUUCAUCCUCCAGCUGUAGCUGUUUUAGCCACAGACUAGGUUACCAGUGAAUCAGUGACCAGGAUCCAACCCAGGACCCAGUAAGUGCCCAACACUGAGUUGAUGAGGUGAAAUAUAUGACAUUCUGUCCCCCAGCUGGCCAAACUGGGUCACCUCUUGCUUGGUCGCUCUGGGUCUGGAUAAGAAAGAAUCAGAUGGGGAUUGACCUCCUAACCAUCUGGAUUUGGUCUUGUCCUCUCAGUUGGCUCACUCACUACAGCUGACCAAACAGUCUGAACACAAACACACAGGCAUGCAAAUACAGACACAUAAACACCCAUGCAAACUCCUUCAGACAAAGGAGCAAAUACACAGAAACGCAUACAAUCAGACCGACAGACAGAUCUAAACCACCAGAUGCAUUCCAUCUUAAAUGCCCCAGAUGAGUAACAUAAGAAAAUAUAUUUGAAAUUGAAACUUUAUAAAGAGUUGGUUUAAAAGCUUCUCAGUUAAUUUUAAGUUAGAAGAGUUUUAAGUUAGAUGUUUUAUUGAGCAAUGUCUCAUCAACAAGCCAGUCUGGCCUUUGAAACACAGAACUGACCAAUGUCAUUCCACAGUCAUUUAGGCACAUAACUGUAUUUCCAUUCCAGCCAAGCCAAACAUUGCAGUAUUGUAUAUUAACUGUUUCGUUCAUUAUCCACUGUUGUAAUUUUUUUAUCAUUGUCUUGUAAUCUGUACAUUUAACCAAUUUUAGCACUGUUCUUAACCUUGUCUUAUGUAUUUUACUAUUGUAUUUUGCUACUGGACAUUCAAGGGAAAUGGAUAUUUCCAAUAAUGUUGUGAUAAUAACAAUGGAAUAUUUAUUUUUGAUUGACACAAAAGUAGUUUUAAUCACCAUGCUUGAAUAGAAACCAUGAAUAAAGCAGCCUCCAUAGAGACAUAAGAACACUUUAAAUGUCAACCAUCAUAAAACGCAUUCUCAAGAAUUAGUAUUUUUUGUCUUCAUAGUAUUGUCCAGUAAAAUUGAAUUACUUGUAAGAGAUACAUAAUGUUUGUCUUAAAUGCUCUGUAGUUAAACCGUAUCAUACAAAAUGGCAGAUAAAGCUACAGUGUAAACGUU
Messenger RNA from Osmerus eperlanus (European smelt), 5860 nucleotides. It is a transcript of the gene col18a1b, whose product is annotated as collagen type XVIII alpha 1 chain b. Lineage: Eukaryota; Metazoa; Chordata; Actinopteri; Osmeriformes; Osmeridae. The transcript is spliced from 44 exons. Bases 158 to 4414 code for a protein of 1418 amino acids. Gene Ontology annotation, biological process: extracellular matrix organization. Gene Ontology annotation, molecular function: extracellular matrix structural constituent conferring tensile strength. The record is from RefSeq and is a predicted model, not a curated record.